AGGUAUCUGAAGAAAUAACAUCAAGAUGAACUUCUUCCUGGAAACAUUCAAAGUCAUCGGACUUCUUGUUUAUUAUUUGCUGGAGUCGCUAGUGUUCCUGGUUGUGCCUAGAAGGAAGAAGAAUGUCAGUGGUGAAAUAGUAUUAAUAACAGGAGCGGGAAGUGGCAUUGGAAGACUCUUAUCCUUAAAGUUUGCCAGCCUUGGAGCCACAGUGGUUCUCUGGGACAUUAAUCAAGAGGGGCUCAAGGAGACAAGUAGACUGGCCAGAGAAAAUGGAGCAGCGAGAGUACACUGCUACAUCUGUGACUGUAGCAAAAGGCAGGACGUCUACAGAGUAGCUGAUCAGGUUAAAAAAGAAGUUGGUGAUGUUAGCAUCCUAGUCAACAACGCUGGCAUUGUAACUGGGAAGACAUUUAUUGAUUCUCCAGAUUCACUUGUGGAAAAAACCAUGGAAGUGAACAUAAUGGCACACUUCUGGACUUACAAAGCCUUCCUCCCAGCAAUGAUCGCCUCUAACCAUGGACACUUGGUUAGUAUUGCAAGCUCAGCAGGACUGAUUGGAGUCAAUGGUCUUUCAGAUUACUGUGCAAGUAAAUUUGCAGCAGUUGGUUUUGCGGAGUCAGUUGAUUUAGAGAUGAGAGAUCUGCGAAAGACCGGUGUUAAAACCACAAUUGUGUGUCCUUAUAUCAUAAACACAGGAAUGUUUGAUGGCUGUAGGACCAGGUGGCCAAGACUCCUUCCUACUCUGGAGCCAGAGUAUGUGGCCGAGAAGAUAAUCACUGCUAUUCGGCAGGACCAAGAAAUAUUGCAGCUACCACGCAGUCUUUAUUUUUUGAUUGCUUUGAAAAGUGUACUACCAGUGAAAGCAGGUAUUCUCUUCGCGGAAUAUUUUGGAAACUUCCGUAUCAUGGAUAGCUUCAAAGGUCGAGCGAAGAAGGACUGA
Molecule: messenger RNA, 943 nt
Organism: Cariama cristata (Red-legged seriema)
Lineage: Eukaryota; Metazoa; Chordata; Aves; Cariamiformes; Cariamidae
Gene: SDR16C5
Product: short chain dehydrogenase/reductase family 16C, member 5
Exons: 6
Coding region: 26-943 (305 amino acids)
Cellular component (GO): lipid droplet
Molecular function (GO): oxidoreductase activity, acting on the CH-OH group of donors, NAD or NADP as acceptor
Source: RefSeq, a predicted model, not a curated record